Messenger RNA from Colletotrichum destructivum, 381 nucleotides. RefSeq lists its product as uncharacterized. The transcript has a single exon. NCBI's taxonomy places the organism in Eukaryota, Fungi, Ascomycota, Sordariomycetes, Glomerellales, Glomerellaceae. The record is from RefSeq and is a predicted model, not a curated record. The coding region runs from base 2 to 370 and encodes 122 amino acids.
CAUGUCUGGAAGGUGCCUUCUCAAGGUGCGACGGUCUGAACUCACCGAGCAAGGUACGUCCUUGCGCAGAGGUCUGCCCUUGAUCCCCGGUUCCCCGGACUGGUGUAGAUUUGACAACGUGACGAGCAAGGCACCGGUCGCCUAUUCGAACCUAGAUACUGGUAUGACACGGCAAAAGUGUCUGAGAGAAAACGAAAGCGCGCGUUUGACGUGGGUUGCCGGUUGUGACUCUCGAGAACGUCUCGAGAACGCCUGCUUCAAGGUUGCAUGGUCAGGCUUGGAGCUUUGUGAGCCCAAGGGUGCUGGAAUCCCCGCGCUGGUUUAUCAGAUAGACCACGGAGGUGAAAAUUUUGGAAGGGAGUGUGAGUAGUGUAGGUAAUG